AUGCAUCCAAGCAUAGAAAGUUAUUUAAAAUCAGCAUCAAUAACCUUAUUUAAGAUUCUAAUCUGCUGUCUAUUUAUUUCUCAGACCUCUAUUAUAUAAGGAGUACUUAUUUACCUUCUAUUUGAUCAAACAAUUCAUUGGUACUUGGAGAAAUAUCUAAACAUUAUAAAAGUGCAAGAAGGAGAGGAUAACAUAUUUUAUAGAGCAAAUCUUAUGACAGUCUAUCACGUAAUUACAAAAACUAAAAUCAAAGAUUUGAAUAGUAUCAAAAUGCAAAUUAUAAGAAACACUUAAGGAAUACCAGAAAUGCGAUCUAAAUUGGUCAAGGUAUUUAAUAAUUUCUACUACAUAAAAUUAAGUGAUGAGGAAUUUGAACAACAUUUAGAUCGAGCUAUUUCAUAAAUUCCUGAAGAUUUUGAAAAUGAAUAAGCGCUAAUAGAUUAUAUAGCAAAUCACUAAAUCAGGGAUUUACCGAGAGAAUCAAUCUAAUAUAGAGUUAUGGUAAAGCAAGAUUUCAACUCAAAUUAAUCUGCAGUAGUUUUCGCAUUUUAUCAUGGAUUAACUGAUGGAGUAGGAUUCUUGAAUUUGCUUUGUGCCUUACAAGAUGAAUUUGAUUCAAAAAAUCUACCAUUUGUUAGAUAAAGAUCACUCAAUGAAAGCAUCAGAAGAUAUAUUACUUGCAUUUUUGGUAUCUUUAUUUACUUAAAAAACUAACCUCAAAAGUAUCAAGAUUCUCAAUUAUGCUAGAUAGUAAUGAGUAAUAAGCCUAAGAUUACUAUUUCAAAAGAUAUGAGAGUCGAUUAACUAAAGUAAAACAUAUGUAGAAGAUUUGGAUGUUCUAUCAAUGAUUUACUUACAGCUGCUAGUAUCAUUGCGAUGAGAGAUUACUGUCUAGCUAAUAAUAUUACAGAUCAUAGUUUAUUCCAAGGAAUGAUCGCUGUAAAUCAGCGCCCUUCUGUCUUAAAAAAAUAAGACAUCAGACUUUACAACAACUUAUGUGCUAGUCAAUAUAAAAUCAACUUUGCAAACUUGCUAAGCUCAAAAUCCAUGAAUCUUAGUUUUGAUUAGCAAUUUAAAGAAGCAUUGAGUUUAGUGAAAGAUUAAUUUUAUGCUCUCAAAACUUAAGAUACUGGUCUAAGCGAAAUAAUAGCAUUAAAGAUUAUUGCUUAUUUUCUUCCUGACAUAGUCAUAGAGAAAAUGAUAGAUUAAUCACUUAUUCCAGUGAGGAAAGCUUGGUCGAAUCUUAACGGCUCUCCAAAACCAUUAAUAAUUGGAGACGCCUAUUCAGAUAAGAUGAUGUUUUCUUCUUAUGCUGACUUAAUUGACAAUAUGAUUUUUAAUUCACUUUCUCACAAUGGCUAUCUGAGAAUGAGUUUAGGUACUUAGUACUCAAACUUGGAUUCAAAGUCAUUUAUGGUAUGCUUUGACACUAUCAUAGACAAGCUAAGUUCUUCAAAUUGA
This is a messenger RNA of Stylonychia lemnae, 1461 nucleotides long. Lineage: Eukaryota; Ciliophora; Spirotrichea; Sporadotrichida; Oxytrichidae. The record is from the annotation of a GenBank genome assembly.